Messenger RNA from Pyricularia oryzae 70-15, 162 nucleotides. RefSeq lists its product as uncharacterized. Bases 1 to 162 code for a protein of 53 amino acids. The record is from RefSeq and is a predicted model, not a curated record. The transcript has 2 exons. Lineage: Eukaryota; Fungi; Ascomycota; Sordariomycetes; Magnaporthales; Pyriculariaceae.
AUGCAGUUUCUGGUGAGGCGGGGCGUUGCUGGAUUCCUAGACGAAAGUACUAGGCAUCAGUCAAUCACCAGGCAAGGCCUGGAGCCUGGUGUAGGGGCUUUCUUUGCUGCUAGGAUUAAAGCGAGCGAGACUGGCGAUACUCCGCCAAAGGCCCGCCGGUGA